Amphibalanus amphitrite is the source of this 1595-nucleotide messenger RNA. RefSeq lists its product as uncharacterized. Bases 138 to 995 code for a protein of 285 amino acids. The record is from RefSeq and is a predicted model, not a curated record. The transcript has 7 exons. Lineage: Eukaryota; Metazoa; Arthropoda; Thecostraca; Balanomorpha; Balanidae.
GGCAGCUGGCACCGGCAGCGGCCUCGGGACGCGGCCGACGCGGGCGGCGGGCUCGCGGGCGGAGACGUGGAGCCCGCGGCUGAGCAGACACAGCAGCAGUCAGCAGCAGCAGCCCGCCAGCAGACUGAGUACCGAGCAUGGCGGCGUGGCCGAUCUGCGGGGCGGCCGUCCUACUGGUGGCAGCCCUCUGCCUCCUGCCCGGCAGCGGAGCGCUGACAAUGGGCGGCAUCAGCGUACCGGCGCUGAAAAUCCGCGGGGACGUGGCCCACCUGAGGUGCGGGUACCAGGAGCACGACGGCGAGGGCGCCGGUGCCAUCAACGUCACCUGGUUCAAGGACGGCGUGCAGUUCUACCACGCCGUGAACCAGGGCCUGAACGUGGACAUCACACUCUCCGAUGUGCCCGGCGUCGAGGUCGACAAAGAAGAUUCGGGUUUUCGCUCGCUGACUCUCAAGUCGGUGAAGGUGAACACGGCCGGCAAAUAUCACUGCGUUGCCUCGUCGGCCAAAAACUCGGUGUCUUCGCAGGAGCAGAGCAUGCUCGUGAUAGCCCCGCCCACCUCUGACCCGGUCAUCAGCGGGUUUCGGGAGGCCAUCUGGGUGGCCAACGGUACCCUCGAGAUCAACUGCACCGCCGGCAAGUCCUUCCCGGCAGCCAACAUCACCUGGUCCGUGGACGGAAAACCGGCUGACCAUGGGCGGCUGAUCCGCUGGCCCACGGAAGUUGACGAGGAAGGUCUGCAAACGGCCCGAGUCGGUCUGACGCUACAGCUGGGCCCCGACCCCAGUAAGGAAGAAAUUCACGUGACAUGCGAAGCCGACAUCAAGAAAACGGUUAUCCACAUGGGAACGGACGUUGCUACAAGAGACGACCUUCACUACCGACGGACCACGGAUUCAAAAAUUGGUCCGUCGUCGGGCGCGGCCCGGUGGCCGGUCGGAUGGGCCGCGGCGCUGCUGGUGCUGCUCCCAUCCGUCUCCGCCCGCUGGACGUAGGCGCUGACACCGGGGUUUGGCCAGCGGCACCGUCUGAACGACCAGCACAACUGCUGGCUGCCUGGCCGCGAGCGACUGCUGGAGCUCUGACACGGCCAGGACCAAAGGCUGAACACCUGCCGCUGGACACUGGACCAGCCUUGCUGGACAAGUGAUCGCUCCCCUGCAGUGUAUGUAUGUACCUACUACAUAGGUUAAUUAGAUGGUCCUUUCUGAAGAUGGACCACUCGUCCUUUGGUUGCUGGAUUUCUUGGAUUAUAUAGCACAAUGAUUGACGCGCAAGUUAGAGUGUGUGUGUGGUAAUGACUCUGAGACUAGCUGAUGAGAAAGAGCUCAUCGCCUUUUACAUAUACAAGAGCGUUGAUGAGGCGAACAAUUUUGACGGAUGCAUCGAGUUAAAACACCCGUGUAGGAUUCAUCAUUGCCUUGACAUUAUGGAUGCGUUAAGGCUCCCUGCAAAUGUUUUGACAUCGGCAGUUGAGUUUUGUGUGGUGCGGUUCAGCCUUACCAUGACUUCAAGGGUAAACGCUAUUUUCCGCUGUUUUCCGUUGCUAUUUAAUCAGCUAGUGCAUGAUCUUUGAAAUAUACUUAAUGAAAAUA